GUCGGCUCUGACCCGAUGGGCCAUGCAGCGCUGGACAGGCAAACCACGCGUCGUCCUGAAAUGGACAGACUACCUCCGUAAAGUGGCGCCAACAGCCUUAGCAACAGCACUGGAUAUUGGGCUGUCCAACUGGAGCUUCCUCUUCAUCAGCAUUAGCUUGUACACCAUGACCAAGUCCUCGGCGGUGCUGUUUAUCCUCUUUUUCUCUCUUGUGUUCAAGCUCGAGGAACCCAACCCUUUCCUGAUCCUGGUGGUCCUGCUGAUUUCCAGCGGUCUCUUCAUGUUUACGUUCGAAUCGACACAGUUCAACUUGGAGGGCUUCAUUAUGGUGCUGCUGGCGUCCUUCAUCGGGGGAAUCCGCUGGACGCUCACUCAGGUCCUCAUGCAGAAAGCAGAGCUGGGUCUUCAGAAUCCGAUCGAUACCAUGUACCACCUUCAGCCGCUCAUGUUCCUCGGCCUCUUUCCCCUCUUCUUGUAUAACGAAGCGCUGAGCCUGAGCACCUCCGAGAAGUUAUUCCGGGUGACGAAGCUCUCUCCUCUUCUGUAUUCCCUCCUCACCCUCAGUAUCGGCGGCACGUUGGCCUUCGGUUUGGGCUUUUCUGAGUUUCUGCUCGUCUCACGAACCUCCAGCCUCACUUUGUCCAUAUCAGGGAUUGUUAAGGAAAUUUGCACGCUGCUUUUGGCAGCAUACCUGGGAGAUAAAAUGAGCGUCCUCAACUGGCUGGGGUUUGCUGUGUGUCUGUGCGGCGUGUCGUUACACAUCGGACUCAAGACUUACUAUUCCAAAAGUAAGAUGUCUCUUUUGUUUGCCAGCAAUAACUUCAAGUAUUCAAAUGUUCGACCAUUGUUCGGUUGUCAUCUACCUGAAAAGAUGCUGUGUUUCCUGCUCAGUGUCUUCCUACUGCUGUCCUCAGGGGUCCACGGCCAAGGUCGUCUUAAGCUGACGGUGCUGUCUGAGGACAGACUGCAGAUGAAAUGGAAGGAGGCUGAUGGACCCGUUCAGGGCUACAAAGUCCGAGUCAGAACAACUUCAGAGGAACCACAACCAGAGCUGAUGCUGACCACCACCCGGGGCCGGGCCACAGUAGCAGGACUGGACUCCAGUCAGGAAUACUCUCUCCAAGUCUUCGUGCUGAAUGGGACCACAGAGAAACUUCUUGCAAAACGACGAUUCACCAUGGAGGGUCUGCGAGACGAAGAGAUGAUCCGCAGCGAUGGUCGUGAGAGCAGGAAGAAGACGCUGCCUGGCGGGUCGGGGUCAGGAGAUCUGGACGAUGUGACGGAGCUACUGGUGGGUCUGCCAACAGUUCGAUUCCCAGACCCUACAAAAACCCCUGCUGAACUCCCUGAUGAGUCCCCAGAGAAAAUUACCACGGAGAAAAGGAAGAGGAAGAAGGACAAGGAGCGACAUCGUUCCACCGCGGAGACCAAAGAGGAGCCGGGGACAAAACAGGGGAUGUCUCAGCGGAAACCGUACGAGUGUGACAGCGACGCAGCAGCAGACAUCAUGCUGUUGGUGGAUGGUUCCUGGAGCAUCGGACGCACCAACUUCAGGCGGGUCAGGGACUUCUUGGAGGGUCUGAUGACGCCUUUCCACAUUGGGCCAGAUCACAUUCAGAUCGGUCUGACCCAGUACAGUGGAGACCCCCGCACAGAGUGGAACCUCAACAAAUUCAGCAUUAAAGACCAGCUGUUGGAGGCAGUGAGACAUUUUAGGUACAAAGGAGGAAACACAUUUACAGGACAGGCCCUGCUCCACGUCAUGGAGGAAAACAUGAAGUCUGAGGCAGGCGCGAGACCGGAAGCCCCAUUUUUCUUGGUCUUGUUGACUGACGGGAAGUCUCAGGACGAUGCGAUCGCGGCAGCAAACCGGCUGAAGAACGCAGGCGUUGAAAUCAUUGCUGUAGGUGUGAAGAAUGCAGACGAAGCUGAGCUGAGACAGGUGGCAUCAGAACCCGUUGAUUUAAAUGUUUACAACGUCAACGACUUCCCCCUGCUCAGCAAACUGGUGGCACGACUGGUUCACAUCUUGUGUGGAAGGAUAAAAGACCGUGGCAUCACAAAACGAAUGGAGCCCGUGCCGACGGCAGACCCAGCCCUCUCCUACCCGAGCCCCGCUGAUCUACGGUUUUCUGAACUCGGAUCCAGGCAGGUGAAGCUGCACUGGACCAAUCCAGCGAAACCAGUCCAGCAGUACAGAGUAGUGUACCACAGUGCUGACAGUCAAAGCCCCCAGGAGGUAGUGUUAUUAGGCUCGAAAUCCUCUGUUCUGCUUGAUGGCCUCUCAUCUCAGACGCUGUACCACAUCUCCAUCUUCCCUGUGUAUGAACACAACGUCGGCCUGGCGCUCCGAGGAACCGUCACAACACUGCCGCUGGCCAUGCCGACCAGUUUGGAGGCGGCUCCUUCCUCUCACAGCACGCUGCGAGUGAGCUGGAGUCCAGCUCCUGGUGCUACUCAGUACAUGAUCCUGUACUCGGCACUCAACGACGGAGAGCCCGAUGAUGCGAAGGAGGAGAAAUUCAGCGGUGAUCAGACAGUGGUGGAGCUCGCAGGGUUACUACCAGAAACAGACUACUCCGUCACACUUUAUGCUCUCUAUGAUGAAGAUCCCAGCGAUCCGGUUACUUUUGUUGCCAGCACUUUUGCUCUCCCAGCUCCUGUUAGUAUACAGUUCCCAGUGGUAACCCACAGUAUGCUGAAGGUGAGCUGGGUGCCUGGCGCCGUGGACGUACCCGGCCACAGAAUCACCUACAGCACCAACCACGGCAGUGAUGUCAAGCAGGUGGAGGUAACGGGGAUGAGCUCAGUCCUGGUGCAGAACCUCUUGUCUCUGUCCAGAUACCAGGUUUCUGUCCAGUCUCAUUACCCACAAGGCCUGUCUGCUGCGCUCACCGGUAACAUCACCACACUAAAGGUACCUUCCCCAUCGGACCUCAGAGUGACGAACUUUUCAGGCAGCGACAUCACUGUCCACUGGCAGGCUGCGGCUGAUGACGUCGUCUCCUACCUCAUUAAAUGGAUCUCUCUGAGUGGAGGAGAUCUGAGGCAGCUGAAGGUGAAUGGUGACAGAGAAGGAGCGGUCCUGAAGGGAGUGGAGGAAGACAAAGAGUACCAGAUCUCUCUGUCUGCACUUUAUGGAGAUGGAGCUCAGAGUGAAGCUGUGGCCAUCCGCUACAGCACCUUGUCAGGAGGAGGCCCAUCCAGCGUAACUGUUUCAGAAGAAACUGCGGUCAGUCUGGUGGUCAGAUGGGUGCCUCCAAACGCUCAUGUCCUCCAGUACCGUGUGACCUACUCACCUCUGACAGGAGCUGAGAGCCAGGACAGAACUGUGUUGGUGCCAGGUGGUGAUAAACAGGUGGUGUUGCAGUCAUUACAGCCAGAUACACGUUACAGCAUCUUUGUCACGGCUGAGUAUCGCAGCAGAGAGGGAGGCAGCGGCUCAGCUCAAGGCAAAACCACCAGUCUGCGAGUGAGCAGUGUCAGUGUGGUCAGGUCAGACCACUCAAGUAUAUGCUUGUCGUGGAGACCCGUGUCUGCGGUCGAUGGAUACCGGAUUGUCAUUCAGUCCAUUAAAGACAAACAAACAAAGCAGGAUACCGUUGACGAGUCCAGCAGCAGUUACUGUUUCACUGAUUUGGAACCAGAGACGCUGUAUCGCAUCAGCAUGCACGCGCUGCUCGGCUCAGUAGAGGGCGCUGCCGUCUCCAUCCUCCACCCAACAGCUCCAGCUCCCGUCAGAAUUCAUGUCCAUCCUCAAAUGUACCCGAUUCAUAACGAAGUUUGCCCUGAAGUCACCAUCAGGAACAGCAUCGUUAAAGGGUUCGACAUGAUGGAAGCGUUCGGUCUGACGCCGAGAGCUCACUCCUCGGUGGAGGGGGUGGCGGUCGAGCCUUUUGUCUUCAACACCGUCCUCACCUACACGCUGUACAGAGACGUGCAACUGACCCAGAGCACCAAGUUUAUUCACGCAGCGGGUUUUUCUCCAGACCACACCAUCAGCAUCGCCUUCCGGGUCUUGCAGGAUACGCCCAGGGAGCCCUUUGCUCUCUGGCAGCUCACGGACAUUGAUUUCCAGCCGAAGAUGGGGGUGGUUAUUGACCCUUCUACCAAACAUCUGACGUACUUCAGCCUGGACUACAGAGGAGAGGUUCAGGAGCUCACGUUUGAUCAGCCGCAGGUUCACAAGUUGUUCUACGGAAGUUUUCACAAGGUUCACCUGUCUGUUAGCCAGGUGAGCGUGUCUUUGUCCGUGGACUGCCAGCAUGUGGGGGAGAGACCGGCUCGUCCUCUUGGUAACCUGCCCACCGACGGGUUUGAGAUGCUGGGAAAACUGGUGAAAACACGAGGACCUAACAGUGGAUCCGCCCCGUUUCAGCUGCAGUCUUUUGAGAUCGUCUGCAACACCACGUGGGCUUCUGAAGAUACGUGCUGCGAUCUGCCCGGAGUGAGAGAUGAGGAGGGCUGUCCUGCACCUGCGUACAGGUGUACCUGUUCUUCUGAUGUUCCAGGAGCUCCAGGUCUCCCCGGCUCUAUAGGGAAGCCUGGAUCUCGAGGAGAGAAAGGCGAAAAGGGAGAGCAAGGCCAAAAGGGGGAGGUGGGCCCCCCAGGGAAGCCUGGACCUGAGGGGAGCCUUGGACUUGUGGGCGGCGCAGGACCACGAGGAAUUACGGUGCAGGGCAAAACGGGUCCACCAGGAGCAAGAGGAGAAAAAGGAGAUCCUGGGCGACCGGGAGCACAAGGGUUACCAGGACCUCCAGGUCCAAAAGGGGAGGAGGGGAUCCCAGGCCCCCAGGGCAUCAGAGGCGUGGAGGGAAACAUGGGCCCACCAGGCAGCACUGGAGCCAGGGGUUUCCAGGGAAUUCCAGGACACCCAGGACCUAUUGGGGACAGGGGUCCCUCAGGGCCUGUCGGACCUACGGGUCUGCCAGGAAAUAAAGGGGAACAAGGUCAAAAGGGGGAACCUCAGUCUAUGGCCAUGAUCUACCAGCUGGUCACACAGGCCUGCGAGCAACUAAUACACAAGGAGGUGUUGACACUUGACAUGUACAUUAAUAAGGUUAGUCGAAAACCAGCUCCCAUCGAGGAGCCAGUAGGACCCCCAGGAGAACCUGGUAUACCGGGGCCCAGAGGUCCGCCCGGUGCCAGGGGCAACCAGGGGAACAUGGGCUCAAGAGGGAGACCUGGCAGGCCUGGAUAUCCAGGAGAACAAGGACGGAGAGGUCUUCCAGGGGAGAAAGGUGAUGCAGGGAACAACAUCCAGGGGCCCUCUGGGAUCAAAGGCUUUGCAGGUCCUGCUGGUGAGUCGAAGCUGGGGGACCCGGGUUCGAACGGAGACGAUGGCAAGGCAGGACAACCAGGGAUUCCCGGACCCCCAGGUCAGCCAGGCGAGAUUGGACCACCGGGUGUUUGUGACAGCAGUGGAGGCUGCCAAAGAGUUCCCCAACAAACAGAAGACCCGUAUUACGACUACCAGCCCUGAGUGGAGAAAACG
Nematolebias whitei (Rio pearlfish) is the source of this 5494-nucleotide messenger RNA. RefSeq names its product solute carrier family 35 member C2. Bases 23 to 5482 code for a protein of 1819 amino acids. The transcript is spliced from 49 exons. Gene Ontology annotation, biological process: UDP-glucose transmembrane transport. Gene Ontology annotation, cellular component: cis-Golgi network; endoplasmic reticulum-Golgi intermediate compartment; Golgi apparatus. The record is from RefSeq and is a predicted model, not a curated record. NCBI's taxonomy places the organism in Eukaryota, Metazoa, Chordata, Actinopteri, Cyprinodontiformes, Rivulidae. Gene Ontology annotation, molecular function: protein binding; antiporter activity.